UUUUGUAUUCUGGUAUGACUUUUUCUAACACGAUGUAUUCAGUAAAUAUUCACAUAAUAUAUUAUGACUGUUUACGUAAAAAUCCUGAUAUAAUAAUUUGUUGUUACUAGAAAAUGUUCAACAGAUUGUCUUUAUUGUCCAAAAGGCUGACACGUCAUACAAAAACCCCACCCAUCAGUAGUUGGACCGUAUGAGUAUAGGAUUGUGAGGCUUAUAUUUUUGACCAAAAGUAAAUUAUGAUUUUCAGAGAAAGUAUACAAGGCAAUUGGUAGUAAAGUCUGACGAGCAAGUUAACGCUGAUUUGUUAAUGACAUUAAAAACAUAUGAUUACUGGUUUGUUCAUUUAAGACGAGCUCUGUUGAAAGUAGAACGUCCUGAAAUCAUAAUGCUGUUAAACUGGUCGGAUAUGGAAGAUGAUGGUGAGCAACCUGGACGUCAUAGAAGAACAAGAGCAGCAAACCAAACAGCCGUCGGUACUUCGUUUAAUCAAAGUGUGAGGAAUGGAGAAAGGAUUUUUAAUAAUAGUGGACGGGAUCGAGGUGACGUUGGGUAUACAUAUGACAUUCCCGAAUAUCUAACCAGAAACAGCGAUGUAAACUCUAAUGGAUACAGAAGAUCCGAAGUCAAUCAAAGAAAUUGUGUCGCUCAAAGAAACACAGAUAUUUGUCAUUACAACCGCACAGAAAAUAGAAAUGACCCUAAUUACGUACCCGAAAUUAAUUCAUGUGUAAAUAAAAGUCAAACAACAAAAGUUGGUGAACGCUUGGAUACACAUGAUAGGACAGCAAGCCUUGUCAGUAGAAGAGCAAAUAAUUCAGGUGAAUUCCAAUAUCAAGAGAACCGGAACGAUCUUAGUUGUACCGGUUUGCCUAAUAUUCAAGUCAGUAAUACAGCUGUGUCAAAUAACCAACCCAACAGUUUAAACGUUGCACCAGAACGCCCACCAUCACCAGCGGAUGAUAUUACUGAUAGUAAUUGCUAUGUAGAUAACAACGUAGUUACCACAAGGAACGACUCAAGGACUGAUGUUGAGAUCCAACAACAAAACCUUGAUUCCUAUUCCAAACAAAACAAAAUCCAAAAAUUAAUCCAGAAUUCUUCGGUAGAAUUAAGAAACACGAAUCAACACAGCAGUCAGAAUUCUGAUAAUGAAUCUGUAGAAAGGAGUACAGAUCUGUCAAGGGAUAACAUGAAUUUGGAUAAAUCGGGUUAUGUAAAGGAACUGGUAAAAUCUGCGCUUAAAAAUCCAGAACUUAUUCAUAAUUCAAAAGGAGAAAGGCAACAGGAAGAUAAUGGUUUUCAAACUAAGGGGAACUGCAGUGUUGUAAAUCCCGAAGAUCAAAAGAAAAAUAUCAAUUCUGACAGGUCCAUUAAACAGAUAACAAAAGAGUUAAAGCAGCAGCAUGAUGCAUAUCAAGAAAAGGAGGAAAAACCAUUCUUAAGUCCCGAUUCAGAAAUAACAGAUCCGAUACGCGAAAACCAGACCAAUCAGUCACAGCUGAAUUUUUAUGAAGAUAACUUCGGUGAUAUUAGGGAGAAUUUGACUUCACUCACAACUACCACAAACACAGGCUGCUCUCAGCCGAAAGAAAAUUUACAGCGCAGAGGCAUACCGGAAAUACCAAAUAAUCCUAGCAAUACCAGUAAUAUGGGGAUGAAUGGAAAUGGUGGCCAUUUCACUUCAUUUGGUGGUUCGACAAGUAACGCUUUAAACACUUCCUCUACUAUUGAUCUGCAGAACGAACCAAGCCGUGAAGUUGCAGUUUUCCCCAGCAAUCAAGAUAAUCACAUAGAUGUUACUAAUCGAGGUGUGCAUAAUGUAGCCCAGCCUUCAUCAACAGCUCAUUCAAUCAACAUGUGCAGUGGUGCUAACACUUCCAGCUGUGCCUCUACGAUUGAUCUGCUGAACGGUCCAAGAAGUGAGAUCGUGGUGGCACAGAUACAAAAUAAUACCCCAACAACAGAGCUUGGAAUUCCACCAGGAAAUGAAGUUGGCGUUUCACAGACCACUGCCAACAAUAACGAAGUGUCAUUUAACACCAAAAUCGCAAAUAAUGGAGGGAUAUAUGACAAUGCAAUGCCUUCAACCCUGGGUUCUCCAAACAGUUUUUCCAGUAACUUGGUUAACACUUCCUAUUCGUCUAGAGAAUCUGUCAGUACAAUAUCAACUGUGGAUCCUACAGGUUUAUCUGAAGGAGGUAGAAUAAGAAAUGAAUUUAGAAUUUCGGACAUGCCUGAUGAUGGCAAUGAUGAAUCACCAACAUUCAGUUGUAUAGUUGACGAACAAGAUUUUACAGCAACUGAUUUUAGUAGAAACAAUGGCGUAUUAAACUACCAGACCUUUAGUAACGACCUGAAUUUAUCUGGACCCAGCACAACAUCCACUGUUGACCCUAUGGGUUUGUCUGAAAGAGGUAUAAUAAGAAAUGAAGUAAGAAUUUCAGGCAUGGCUGAUGAUGGGCAUAAUAGAAUAAGAGAAAACAGAGAGACUACUUCUCGUUCGGUUCUAUCUAAUGACAUUCAAGGUUUUAAUCAGGAAGAUGAAGGGAUUAACGAACAUUUUUCUACGCAGGAAGAUCAACCUCUGACCGUACCAGAAGCAGGAUGGUUGUCUAGUAUGAACGCAUUUCCAUCCCUGUCUGAAAUUAUGAGCUAUGCUUUAGAUCGCUAACAUCAGAAUUAUGUGAGACUAUUUUAGGAUGAUUACAUGUGUGUUUGUGCCAUUAUAGAAGUCUAGAUUGUCAUUCUCAUAAAUAAUAGUUAAUGAAAUCCAUGACUAUGAACAAUUGUGUGUUAUGUUUUAGAUCUGAAACAUCAGCAUUAUAUGAGACUAUAUGAUUAACAUGAACACCUGAUCUGAUGUGUUUGUUGAUUGUGAUGUCUGUAUACUGUGCCUUGUCCGUAGAAUAGUCUUGUAUAUUUGUUUGUGUUUGGUGUAGCCCUCCUGCUCUUACUAUACGAGUGUGUGUGUCAUGAUAUAGAAGUCUAGAUUGUAGUUUGGUUUAGCUUUUGACAUAGUCAAUCUCAUAAAUAAUAAAUAAAAUCCAAGAGCAUGAACCCAAUCUCAAGAAUGAGAAAACAAGAUAUUGUAAUUUUGUAAGUUUGGUAUGCUACAAGAAAGGAUGUGAUAAAAAAAAGAUAGAUGACAUAAACUUUUUAUUCUAAUUAAAUAGGACAGCCUGUUCAACAAAGUUAACAGCAUGAUUUCAAAUUUAAAAAAAUUAAUUUUCUUUUCAUUCUUUGCAAUCUGAUAAAUGUCGUCACAAAUCACGUAAAAUUCAAAAGAUGAUAAUAAUAGACCUAUAUGAUAAUAGAUAAUGUUAUUAAAGGUGUGUAACUGUUUUAAUGUUGUAGUGUGAAAGUGAUAUUUUAUUACUAAGACAUUUACGUCUGACAAACGUUAAUGAAUGACGUUACAAAAGAAAUAGAAAAUGUCGGUAAAAUAUAAACACAACAAUGAAAGUGUGAAAUUGCAAGGAAUGAAAUUGCUCAAAAGAAAGCUUUCAGAAAUGUUUCCAAGACAUUGAUAUUUAUUUGAAAUGUUUCCAAGAGACAUAUUUAUUUGUGAAUUAGAGAUUCGUGUUUUAAAAUGUGAUAUGUACAUAUUAAUAUAUUUUAAUUGUUCAAUCUGUGUGUAAGUAUUUAAACACAUUAUUUGGAAAUUAUGUCGAUAGAAUUAUAAAAAAUCAAUUUAUUUGUA
Molecule: messenger RNA, 3700 nt
Organism: Patella vulgata (common limpet)
Lineage: Eukaryota; Metazoa; Mollusca; Gastropoda; Patellidae
Product: probable inactive serine/threonine-protein kinase scy2
Exons: 2
Coding region: 308-2671 (787 amino acids)
Source: RefSeq, a predicted model, not a curated record